Molecule: messenger RNA, 318 nt
Organism: Diabrotica balteata
Lineage: Eukaryota; Metazoa; Arthropoda; Insecta; Coleoptera; Chrysomelidae
Source: the annotation of a GenBank genome assembly
AUGAGUGAAUAUUUACCUUUUGGCGGAUUUAAGUGGAUUGAAGAUGUUACCAAAUUUGGUAUUACAUCUAAAUCCACUAAUCCUUCCGAGGAUUAUAUUGAUAUUAUGUCAAUACCAAAUGGUGCGAAGGAAGGCUAUUUCUUUCAAGUUGACUUAGAGUAUCCACGUGAAUUACAUGACAAACAUAGAGAUUUUCUAUUUGUCGCCGAACACCUUAUUCCUCCCGGUUCAAAACUACCAAAAUUAUUACCAACUCUUUUUAAUAAGUCAAAAUAUAUUAUUCAUUAUAGAAAUUUAAAGCAGGCUUUAUCCAACUGA